Mercenaria mercenaria is the source of this 2327-nucleotide messenger RNA. RefSeq lists its product as uncharacterized. NCBI's taxonomy places the organism in Eukaryota, Metazoa, Mollusca, Bivalvia, Venerida, Veneridae. The coding region runs from base 251 to 1657 and encodes 468 amino acids. The transcript is spliced from 2 exons. The record is from RefSeq and is a predicted model, not a curated record.
AGUCCAUGAGAUAAUAGAUAAAAAAACAUGUACUAUGCGCAAACAUUGAUCGUCGUCACUUUAUCUGAUAUCUGUGUUUUCUUCUAGGUCAUCCAAUUUGUAAUAUUACGCAUCUUAAAUAAAAACAUCAAGGUGUGUUGUUUCGUUUUAAAAAUAUUUGUUCGUAGAUGUCUUGCCGGAAUCUAUACCCUUACGGAGAAUCUAUAUAGAAUUUGAAGUUUAAUUUCUACGGUCUAUUUAAAGGUCGUUGAUGGCUGAGAAAGCUAGGCAAGAGACAGCUAGAUAUGAAGAGGAUAAUGUUUUGGAAGAAGAAAAGAAUUGUAAACUGACGUAUUUCUUUCGCGAUAUACUGAAAAAACGCAUAGACUUCCAAAUAUCUAGUGAUGAAGUUACAGAUAUAAUAUUUGCUGUUGAAUAUUUAGUAGGGAUCAUAGUGGCGGCAGUCAGUUCAAACGUAAUAUGGCUUCCAUUCUCGCGUCUGGUCAAAGUAGGAAGUAUGGCAGAAGGAACAAAAGUUGGAAGUCCCGAUGAGUUCGACUAUCUUGUUGUUCUUGACCAAAAAGGAGUAGAAGUAAAUAGGAGCUGUGAGCAGAAUAGGGGAUAUGCGCAUAUAAAAGUAACAGAUCCCCAGUUGCAAAGGAUAUGGAAAAAAUGGCUUUAUGGUGACUAUUUACAGGGGGCUUUUACUCAUGGAUUUUCGGGCAUUUUCCCAGGGUAUUUUGAUACGUUAGGAAAUGCCUUUAUGUACGAGGUUGGGGAAAUAAUCAAAUACUUAAAGGACGAUCUGUUUUGUUCUAGACAGACAGGUCGGAUGCUUGUCAACAAAAACAUACAAAAGCAUGGACCCGCUUUUACUCCACAGUUUCUAUGGGAACCCCACAGCCGCAGAGGAAAGAAAAUAACAAUUAAUGUUGACAUUACUCCAGCAUUCGAAGUGGAUCUUUCCGAAGACAUAAUUAAGAAAGAUGAUACUUUCCAUGCCGACUUCUGGAAGAAAAUUGAAGCACAUGGCAAGUUCAUGCUAAUUCCAUGUCACGAGCCCGUUUCAUGUACGUCGUGUGUCUUGUGUUUCCGUCUUACUUUUACCGAAACCGAAGUGGAACUCGUUCGCGGUUUAAGUAAGCACCAUCGGGAGUGCUACAAGCUAUUGAAAUACAUUUUCAGUAGUGGAGGAGGGUACAGUUUCAUGUCUUCAUACGCAUGGAAAACACUUGUUCUAAAACAUGCGUGUUACUGUAAAGAAACUGCAAAUUUAGCAAUGUGUUUCAAAAAACUAGUGGCAACCUGUCUUCAUUACCUUUUCACCAGAAAAACCGAAGAGAAAAUUGAAUUCAGCCGUUUGGUUCGCUUUCUUAUGCGAGGUGACAAAUUCGAGUUACAUAUCCCCAGUAUUUUCAUCAAAGACCAUAACAUAAUGGACAGCAAAGAUUUUAAGUUCCCUUGUGAACACUUUCUAAUCGAAAUCGAAGCAAUGCUCCAGUCGGUUGAGGACAUUAGCUGUACUGAAAAUCCAAAUACAGCCGAUAUCAAAAUCGUAAAUGGUUACAUGACGGGGUUUGCGUCCUACAUUAAGUCUUCUCCACUGGUCAACAAACAUCUUGAACUAGAAAACUGUGUCAAAUGCUUUGAGAGAUAUUUCCAGAAAAAAAUACUGUGAUAGAUAAAAGAAGAGAAUUCCACGUGGUUAUUUGCAAAGGCAGACCUAUAUGUAAAAAAUGAUUUUAAACGCCUUAGACGAUACAAAAUACAAAAUGAAUCUAUGUGUUCAUUUGAAAAAAUAACGCUUAAAUUUUAUUUUCUUAUGCCCAUGUAGGAAAACAUUUUUUCAUUUUACUACAUUUUACGACGUUGUUUUACUAGGAAAGUUUAACCACACAGUCUCUCAAAAUCAAUUGGUAACAUGUUACUAUCAUUAAUUAUGAGGUCAUCUUGAUUUCAAAAUGGCGACGUUAUUUUCCAUUAUCUUAUAAUUUAAAUUUCUCUAAAAUGUGAUGUUUGAACUUUGUAUAAUACAAAAAUGUUAAUGUGUUAAACAAGUUCAAAUGGACCAUAAAACUCUAUCUUGUGACUUUUAGAUGGAUUUAUUUGUGCUGUGCUCAAGGGAGAAAAAUCUCUUGUAAUAAGUUGCUAUAAGUUGCUACUUCUGCAAAACACUUACAUUACAUGGAAAAAUGUCAAAAUAAACCAUGUUGUCUGUCUUAUAAUGUACUUUUUGCCAUUUAAAAGCAUAUGUAUAAAAUGGCAAAAACAAAACAAGGGAGGUAAAAAAAAACAAAAAUAUGCUUUUGUUUCUUGGUUUCAUAUGUUAUUAAAAUAAUUAAAAAGCA